Messenger RNA from Photinus pyralis (common eastern firefly), 1423 nucleotides. RefSeq names its product sulfotransferase family cytosolic 1B member 1-like. Bases 197 to 1180 code for a protein of 327 amino acids. Gene Ontology annotation, cellular component: cytoplasm. Gene Ontology annotation, molecular function: sulfotransferase activity. NCBI's taxonomy places the organism in Eukaryota, Metazoa, Arthropoda, Insecta, Coleoptera, Lampyridae. The record is from RefSeq and is a predicted model, not a curated record. Gene Ontology annotation, biological process: sulfation. The transcript has 6 exons.
UUACCUACAUUUUUGUAAUCAUGAUAACCACCAUAAAGCACUAAAAAAAUGGGAGUGUUACACUGAUGACAUUCGUUUAAUGUGGAUUACCGCUAGUUUGGUCCUAGGAAUUUGACGUGUUCUCAAGUAUUACGAGUAAUAACACUAUUUUAACCUCGAUUUUAACUGUUUCUUUGCAGUUACAGGGUGAAUCAACAUGUCGCCCAACAUACGCCAGAUAGGAAGUAAGAACAAGAUUGACCGCCUUUUAAAUUACACCUUCAAAUGUGAAGUACGUAGCGGAUUCGUUGAAGUGGGCGAGGAUAACUUCUGCGUGCCCGUGUAUUAUGAAAAAUUCGAGAAAGCCAUUAACCAAUUUGAAGUACGCGAUAGUGACGUAUACAUAGUGGCACAUCCGAAAACAGGGACCACGUGGGCGCAAGAGAUGAUUUGGUUAAUAGUCAACAAUCUCGACUACGAAGGGGCGCACGAAGACAUCUUAAAACGCUUUCCCGUCCUUGAAAGUGCGGCGCACAUCGACAGUGAAAUCGUCGACUUGAGCCAAUUUUACGGAUGCGAUUACAUGACCUAUCUCAACAACCUACCCGAACCACGCUGCAUUAAGACACACUUGCAUUGGUCCCUUCUUCCGGAGCAAAUCCGAACUGGAUCAAAAAAACCGAAAAUAAUCAGCGUGCUUCGUAGUCCUGAAGACACGUGCGUUUCAUUUUACCACCAUUGUAAGUUAAUCGAAGGUUAUAAUGGAACAUUCGAUCAGUUCUGCGACCUAUUCCUGGCAGGCAGAUCGUGUUAUGGACCGUUUUGGAAAUCAGUGCUCAGCGUGUGGAAGGAGAGGCAUCGAUCGAAUAUUUUAUUUAUCAAGUAUUCAGACAUGAAAAAGGAUCUCUCGACAGUAAUUAAAAAGGUUGCCAAAUUUUUGGGGAGAGAAAUAAAUGACGAUGCCCUCCAAGGUUUGGUAAAACAUCUAAGCUUUGAGUCUAUGAAAAAAAAUCCGGCCGUCAAUUUUCAAUCGGUUGUCGACAUGUUCGCGUCAGUUUAUCACAAGACGACAGCACCUAACGUGUUCAUCCGGAGAGGUAUCGUUGGAGGUUAUAAAUCCGAUAUGACAACGGAUCAAAUUCAGAAAUUUAAGGCGUGGACGAAAGAAAACCUCUAUGGAUUUGAUUUAGAUGUGGAAUGAACCUAUCAUUUUUUUACUUGUUACCACGUCCUUGUACCUUACGGUCCGGAAUUAUUAUUAUAUCCCCUUAACUUUAACAGAACCCCCAUUUCGUUUUUGUCAGAACAUUACAUUAAGGUCGAUCAAGAAAUAAGUACUACGACUGACACUGAAGUCGUCAAAUGUGGUGAGCUUUUUUAUGUAGAAACCUACUACAUUUAAUAAUACUGUAAUAAUUAGGUAAAGACGGUGAUGGAAUAAAUA